Molecule: messenger RNA, 3264 nt
Organism: Lodderomyces orthopsilosis Co 90-125
Lineage: Eukaryota; Fungi; Ascomycota; Pichiomycetes; Serinales; Debaryomycetaceae
Product: DNA-dependent ATPase
Exons: 1
Coding region: 1-3264 (1087 amino acids)
Cellular component (GO): nucleus
Molecular function (GO): DNA binding; ATP binding; chromatin binding
Source: RefSeq, a predicted model, not a curated record
AUGAGCUGGAGUUCAAACGGAAGAUUUAAUGGAAACCACAAUGGUUCAAUUUCUGCUACACCUCAAAAGGAAAAUUAUGUUCAAGUUCCUUCCUCAUCUCCCAUUGUUAUAAAGUCGUCUCCUUCAGAUUUAGAACACACUACACAACCAAGCUUCAAUAGCAAGAUAGAUGAACAAAAACAGAUAGAAAUCGAAAAGAAACGACAAAAGAUUCGUGAACACAAGGAUUUUCCCCUUAUACGGAAGAGAUUUUACUACUUAAGUGAGAGUGACAUUUUCAAAGGGUUUGUCAAAGGAAAGGGAAUUUUACGAGACGUGACAAGAUGGCUAGAGGAUAAUCACAAUUAUAGUGACUAUUUGAAGAAACAGAAAAUUGAAAGAGAAGACAGACUAAGACAAGAGGAAUUAAUGAAACAAAAGCAAAGGGAAGAUCGGUUGAAGAGGGACUACGAGGCAGGGUUGGGCAAAAAGAGUGAGCAGGAUGAUGAGAAAAAGAGCAUCGGUGCUCCUUAUGAUGAUGAAGAUGACUCUCCGGUGAAAAUGAAAGGUAAGGCACGAGCUAAAAUCGAAGUGGCCUCACCUAGUAAGGAAGAUCAACUGUCAACAAAGGUAGAAAUCAAAUCAAGACAAUCAAUACUUAGCAAGUACAAGAGCCAAGGCCCUAAACAAGCUACACUCGAAAGGUUUGGUAGAUUAGGUUCAUUGUCAAACGAUAAUACGAAGAAAAGAAAGUUGGUUAAAGGAACGCUAUUUGACAGGGCUCAAUCACCAAGCUCAGCUUCGGUUUCGCCCGUGCCUGUUCCAACCUCAUUGAGUGCAAAGUUUAGUUUUAACAACGGCAGCAACAACAGCACAACUAGUUUGAAUAGCAGCGAGACAUCAUCUCAAGUGGACGAGUUGGAGGAGCUGGAAAGAAGAAUUGCAGAGAAUCUUAAAUUGGCAAAGCUACGGAAACAACAACUACAGAAUCACACUCAGUAUCAAGGCAAUAAUAGACUGAAUGCAAUACAAAUUAGUGACGACGAUGACCUAUUGGGAGAUGAUGAUGCGAGCGACUCCAUGUCGGACGAGGAUGUCGACAUGAACACUGAGGAAGGACUCACUACAAUUGAUGGCAAGAUCUUGGAAUUCAUCAACAAUGCGCCAAUUGAAGAUUUGAUUGAUAUAUCAAACAUUGAGCCGGAAAUUGCUGAGCUCGUUAUCAACUCGCGUCCAUAUCAAAGCAUCUACGAUAUAUCGGAAAAUGACUUCACCAAAGAAGAAAUGAAGAAAAACACUCGAAGAAAGAAAAUGGGAUUGAGAAUAAUUGAACAGACUGAAUCAAGUUUGAAAGGCUAUAAGGCAAUUGAUUCUUUAAUAAAAAAGUGUGCAGAGUAUGGUGACAUAAUCUCAACACAAAUGAAGGAAUGGGGUGUAUCACAAACAGGAGAAAAUGGAGAACUCGACUUGGUUGAUUUGGACCCUGUACAGGAUGAUGAGAUAAAAGAUGAUGAUGAUGAUGAUGAUGAUGAUGUCGUCAUUAUCAAAAAGAAAGGAUUGAAAUAUAUCAAACAUAAGCCUGCCUUGUUAGAAAGUGAGAUUACAUUAAACAAUUACCAACAAGUAGGACUCAACUGGGUCAAUUUGCUUUACCAUAACAAACUUUCCUGUAUUCUAGCCGAUGAAAUGGGAUUAGGAAAAACAUGCCAGGUUAUAGCUUUCAUGGCUUAUUUGAAACAGGUUGGUGAAAAAUGUCCUCACUUAGUAGUGGUUCCGGCUUCCACUAUUGAAAAUUGGAUUCGUGAGUUCAAUAAAUUUUGUCCUGCUAUAAAGGUUCAAGCAUACUAUGGUUCGCAAAAGGAAAGGGAGGAAUUAAGAUACGAGUUGCAAGAUACUGAGUUUGAUGUGUUAGUAACAACCUAUUCAUUGGCUUGUGGCUCUCCCCAAGAUGCCAAGUUUUUGAAACAUCAAGAUUUCAAUGUUGUUGUGUAUGACGAAGGACACUUGUUGAAGAACUCACAAUCAGAACGAUAUGUCAAGUUGAUGAAACUAAAAGGUCAAUUCAGAUUAUUGUUGACAGGAACUCCAUUGCAAAAUAACUUAAAGGAAUUAGUAUCAUUGUUAUCCUUCAUUUUACCUCAGGUCUUUAAUGAGAAAAGAGACGACCUUGUGGGGAUUUUCCGUCAAAAAACAAGUGGCGUUUCUGAAAAUGGAAAAUCAACAUCAAAAGAGUAUAAUCCAUUGUUGUCGAUGCAAGCGAUCAAGAACGCUAAAACGAUGAUGACACCUUUCGUGUUGCGUAGAAGAAAAGAUCAAGUGUUGCAACAUUUGCCAGUAAAGUGCCAUGAAAUCGUGCAUUGUAAAUUGACUCCUGAUCAAGCUCAAUUGUACAACAAAUUUCUUGACGAUGGUAGAAGAAUAAGAGGAGAAAGGGAAAGGAGAAAGAACAUGUCCGCUGCCGAGGUGGCCAAAUUGAAUAAGGCUGACCCUAUCCCCACAUCAUCAAAUGUGUUGAUGCAAUUGCGUAAAGCGGCAUUGCAUCCAUUGUUAUUCCGAGUUAGAUACGAUGAUAAGAAACUCAAGUUGAUGGCAAAAGCUAUCAUGAACGAGCCUGAAUACGUUGAAGCUAAUGAGACUUACAUAUAUGAAGACAUGACGGUGAUGUCGGACUUUGAAUUGAAUAACUUGUGCUUGAAGUUCCCACAUACAUUAAGAAAAUGGCAGUUGGAUGAAUCCUCGUUCUUGGAUAGUGGGAAAAUUGUUGAAUUGCAAAGGAUCCUUGAUAUUAUCAUCAACAACAAACAUGAAAAGGUUUUAAUAUUCUCCCUUUUCACGCAAGUUUUAGACAUUUUGGAGAAGGUCCUUUCCAUACUCAAAUACAAAUUCGUCAGACUUGAUGGUGGUACCAAGGUUGAAGAAAGACAAGAAACGAUUGAUAUGUAUUACGAGGACGAAACAAUCCCAAUAUUUUUACUAUCUACAAAAGCUGGUGGAUUUGGUAUUAAUUUGGUGGCUGCCAACAAUGUCAUAAUAUUUGACCAGUCGUUCAACCCUCACGACGAUAAGCAAGCGGAGGAUAGAGCUCACAGAGUUGGACAAACCAAGGAAGUAACAGUGUAUAAGUUUAUUACUGAGAAAACAGUGGAAACGAACAUCUUGAUGGUUGCCGAAAACAAGUUGCAGUUGGACUACAGCAUCUCGUCAAAUGAAACUACCGAUAGCAACAAGUUUGAAGAAAACGCCGCAUCCACAUUCGAGAAGAUAUUGUUUGAAGAGAAAGAAUAG